This is a messenger RNA of Esox lucius (northern pike), 2372 nucleotides long. RefSeq names its product solute carrier family 1 member 8a (gene slc1a8a). Bases 66 to 1802 code for a protein of 578 amino acids. Gene Ontology annotation, biological process: L-glutamate transmembrane transport. Gene Ontology annotation, molecular function: L-glutamate transmembrane transporter activity; glutamate:sodium symporter activity; neutral L-amino acid transmembrane transporter activity. The transcript has 11 exons. NCBI's taxonomy places the organism in Eukaryota, Metazoa, Chordata, Actinopteri, Esociformes, Esocidae. Gene Ontology annotation, cellular component: plasma membrane. The record is from RefSeq and is a predicted model, not a curated record.
GUAGGCUAAACAGUUUGUAAGAACCUCCAGAAGAGGUUGACUGUACCCAAGAAAAGCUUGGAGCUAUGGAGGAGCUUCUACUGCCCACAGAAGGCGGGGAGGGACUCUCGAAUAAUAAUUCAUUUUCUGAAAGAGGAGGCUCUGGAGAGAAAACAAUGUACGAAUUUGUCAACAAUUUUCGCCAUGGGACUUUAGUUGCUGAUUUCAGACUGUGGCUGAGGGAGUACGUGAAGCGUAACGGCUUGCUGACACUAUCUGUCUUUGCCGUGGUGACGGGCUGUUUCCUGGGGUUCAUAUUAAGAGGGAGCCAUCUUUCUACCCAGGCUAAGAUCUAUUUCUCCUUCCCCGGAGAGCUUCUCAUGAGAAUGCUCAAAAUGCUUAUUCUUCCCCUAAUCACGUCCAGUUUAAUGUCAGGCCUGUCGUCCAUGGAGUCCAAAGCCUGCUGUCGUAUGGGUGUUCUGACUGUGACCUACUACCUGUGGACCACAUUCAUUGCAGUGGUGGUGGGCAUCCUGCUGGUGAUUGUCAUCAAGCCUGGAGUGGGAACCGAAAUGGACAGCAACAGGUUAGGAGGGGGCCCCGUCAUGACAUCAGCUGAUGCCCUGCUGGAUCUCAUCAGGAAUAUGGUUCCAUCCAAUCUCAUCGAAGCAACAUUUCAACAGUACAAAACAGACCUGAUCCCUAUCCUCAAAGUCUCCAGGGUCACAGUUCAGCCCAACUUUGUGUACAUCGUGCCUGACGAAAGUGACCCCAGCGGCCGUACUGUGUUCCUGGAGCUGACUCCACCCCCUGAGGUCCACUACAAGACCAGCCCUGGAAGCAGCCAUCAGAUGAACGUGUUGGGCAUCGUCAUCUUCUCGGCCACCAUGGGGCUGUUGCUUGGGAAAAUGGGCCAGAGAGGAGCACCUCUCGUUAGCGUGUGUCAGUGCAUCAACGAGUGUGUAAUGAAGAUCAUCAACGCAGCAGUUUGGUAUUUUCCAUUUGGGAUCAUAUUUCUUGUUGCCGGAAAGAUUUUGGACAUGCAGGACCCGUCCACCCUGGGGAAGAAACUGGGCUGGUACACGAUCACGGUCCUGGCUGGCCUGUUCGUACACGGCCUCAUCCUCCUCCCCUUGUUUUUCCUCAUCCUCACUCGCAAAAACCCCUUCACAUACAUCAGAGGACUGCUCCAAGCCUUGGUUAUAGCCCUGGCCACCUCCUCAAGUUCUGCCACUCUGCCCAUCACUAUGAAGUGCUUGCUGGAGAACUGCCAUGUGGACCGGCAGAUAGCUCGUUUUGUGCUGCCUGUGGGGGCCACCAUCAACAUGGACGGAACGGCUCUUUACGAGGCCGUGGCGGCCAUCUUCAUUGCCCAGGUCAACGAUUAUGAGCUGGACUUUGGCCAGCUGGUCACCAUUAGCAUCACAGCGACUGCUGCCAGCAUAGGAGCCGCUGGGAUCCCCCAGGCUGGCCUUGUCACCAUGGUGAUUGUGCUGACAUCAGUGGGCCUGCCGCCAGAUGACAUCACUCUCAUUGUGGCCAUCGACUGGGUGCUGGACCGCUUCCGGACCAUGGUCAACGUGCUUGGAGACGCCUUGGCGGCAGGAAUCAUUGGCCACUUAUGUCGGAAAGACUUCCCUCGCAGUGGUAUUGGAAAGUCUCAGCCUUCCUAUGGAACACAGAACAAGCACAACUCCCACGACGCACAGAACGGAGUACCUAUGACUCAGCUACCACUGCACAAGCAGGACUGCUGCUAUGAGGUGAUGGAGGACGCGGCCAACGAGAGGCCCACCAUCUAUUACAACAUCUGUCAAGUUUGAGUCAUGAAGACACUUGCCUCAAAUGCUGCAGGGAUUUUUUUGGAGCACUUUUAACCCCUUGUGCCAUGGAAGUAUACUGAACUAAUGUAUUCCUGAUGUCACCUCUAGUCUUUUUGUGACCGAAUGUUGCGUGACUGAACAUUUUGUUCUGCUUUGAUGGUGACAUACUGCAAAGGACUAAUCAGUGUUUUCCACUUUUUUUUUUAAUAAUUUUUUGUGAUGAGUUGGGAAUUGCCUACUACAGUCUUGUAUAUGUGGUAUUGACUUUUUAUACCAGCUUGUCCAGCAUCAAGUGGAUUCACUGGAGAAUAUUGUUUUCUACUGAACUGUUUUUCACCAUCAUGGUCCAUGAGGCUGUCACCUCUUAUAACUGCAUGCAGGCAUGCAUUUUGAACAACUUUAUCGUAAGUUGUAGGCUAUGUGCAUUAUUCAUAUAUUUGUCUUUUUUUCUACAACCAAAGAAAGUACUGUUGGGUCAUAUUGGACUUUAAUCUAAUGUUCCAUCUAAGAUUUUGUGGCAGUUUCAACUAUCUCUGAAUAAAGGGAAAAUACUAUAUAAUUGAAAACACA